AUGGUGCUGCGUGCGGUCGUGUUCGAGCUGGACGGGGUCCUGGUGCUGCCAUCGGCUUCCGGCGCCCUCCGCCGUGCCGAGGAGGAGUUAGCGGUGCCCGGAGGCUUUCUGAGUGAGGCUUUCAAGAGAGGAGGCCCAGAUGGUUCCAGUGUCCGCCUCAUGACGGGAGAGAUCACAUUUUCCCAGUGGGCGUCGCUCCUGGAUGAAGACUUCAGGAAAUACUCCAAGGACUCUGGAAUCUGCCUCCCUGAGAAUUCCUCUGUAAAUCAAAUCUUUGGCAAGGCGAUGUCAGCAAGAAAGAUCAACCACCCCAUGCUAUGGGCAGCUCCUGCUCUCAGAAAGAAGGGAUUUACAACUUGCAUCCUCACCAACAACUAUCUGGAUGACAGCACCCAGAGAGGCAGCCUGGCCCAGCUGAUGUGUGAACUGAGGCCACACUUUGACCUCCUGAUAGAGUCAUGUCAGAUAGGAAUGGCCAAGCCUGAUCCUCGGAUCUACAGGUUCAUGCUGGACACCUUGAAAGCCAGCCCCAAUGAGGUUGUUUUCGUGGAUUCCGUCGGGACUAAUCUGAAGCCAGCCUCUGACUUGGGAAUGGUCACCAUCCUCGUCUCUGACACUGACACUGCCCUGCGAGAACUGGAGCGAGUAACCAGGGUGCAGGUAACUCUUCUCGAAACUGCAGCCCCUCUCCCAACUCCAUGCAAUCCAAGUGACAUGAGCCAUGGGUAUGUGCCAAUCAAGCCUGGGGUGCGUCUGCAUUUUGUGGAGCUGGGCUCCGGCCCUGCUGUGUGCCUCUGCCAUGGAUUUCCUGAGAGCUGGUUCUCUUGGCGGUACCAGAUCCCUGCUCUUGCCCAGGCUGGUUUCCGGGUACUAGCAGUGGACAUGAAAGGCUAUGGAGAGUCGUCUGCGCCUCCUGAAAUAGAGGAAUACUCCAUGGAAGUGCUAUGCAAGGAUAUGGUAACCUUCCUGGAUAAGUUGGGCAUCUCCCAAGCAGUGUUCAUUGGCCACGACUGGGGAGGCAUGCUGGUGUGGAACAUGGCUCUCUUCUACCCUGAGAGAGUGAGGGCAGUGGCCAGUUUGAAUACCCCCUACAUGCCGGCAAACCCCAACAGGUCCCUAAUGGAGACCAUCAAAGCCAAUCCUGUUUUUGAUUACCAGCUCUACUUCCAAGAACCGGGAGUAGCUGAGGCCGAACUGGAAGGAAACCUGAGUCGGACUUUCAAAACCUUCUUUAGAGCGAGUGAUGAGAGUAUUCUCUCCUUGAGCAAUGUCCGUGAAAUGGGAGGACUCUUCGUGAGAACCCCGGAAGAGCCCAGCCUCAGCAGGAUGGUGACGGAGGAGGACAUCCAGUUCUACGUGCAGCAGUUCAAGAAGUCUGGUUUCAGAGGUCCCCUAAACUGGUAUCGAAACAUUGACAGGAACUGGAAAUGGGGCUGCAAAGGCACGAAGCGGAAGAUCCUGAUUCCGGCCUUGAUGGUAACCGCAGAGAAGGACAUAGUGCUUGUUCCCAAGAUGUCCGAGCACAUGGAGGACUGGAUCCCCCACCUGAAAAGGGGACACAUUAAGGAUUGUGGACAUUUCACACAGAUGGAGAAGCCCACCGAAUUGAAUCGGAUCCUCGUUGAGUGGCUAGAAACCGAUGCCAGGGACUCGCCGCGGGUCUCGAAGCUUUAGGGCGAUGCGUGCCGGCCCCCAGCAGGCACGCCAGCACCUUCGUGGGCUGGACCGCUGCUCUGGGUGCCCAGACGGGGCCUUACCUGCGUCCCUGAGAACCAGCAGCCUGUUCCGAAGGGGUUUGCAACAAAGAGUGAUUUUCUUUAAAUAAAAGAGACAAAUUUGACAUAAUUUUAGAUAGAGAAAAAAUAACGUGAUUAAUUCCCUGGAUAUAAAUGCAUCUCUGUAUCUCUCAGCAUGGUUAGUGUUCUGUGGACGGGGGCAAAAUGGGAUGGCCGGGGUGAUUUCUCUUUGACUAACCAAUUCAUAAUUUUGAAGCAAAUUCAUGGUUUAAUCAGCAGUUAAUUUUGAAACAUCUCCACAGAGGUUGGAAUGGCUUUGCUCAAUAAAUCUAAGAUGAUUGUGA
Pteropus alecto (black flying fox) is the source of this 2080-nucleotide messenger RNA. It is a transcript of the gene EPHX2, whose product is annotated as epoxide hydrolase 2. The transcript is spliced from 19 exons. The coding region runs from base 1 to 1674 and encodes 557 amino acids. Gene Ontology annotation, molecular function: lipid phosphatase activity; magnesium ion binding. The record is from RefSeq and is a predicted model, not a curated record. Lineage: Eukaryota; Metazoa; Chordata; Mammalia; Chiroptera; Pteropodidae. Gene Ontology annotation, biological process: cholesterol homeostasis; phospholipid dephosphorylation. Gene Ontology annotation, cellular component: peroxisome.